Messenger RNA from Venturia canescens, 4453 nucleotides. RefSeq names its product formin-binding protein 4-like. Bases 556 to 3942 code for a protein of 1128 amino acids. Gene Ontology annotation, molecular function: protein binding. NCBI's taxonomy places the organism in Eukaryota, Metazoa, Arthropoda, Insecta, Hymenoptera, Ichneumonidae. The transcript has 13 exons. The record is from RefSeq and is a predicted model, not a curated record.
GUGGUGAUAUCCGGAACAUCGCUUCGCCGUCCGUGCGAAUGAGACGACCAAGCAGCUGCUUCUGUUUCUGUACGAAAACGACGACGAAAGCCCAAGAAUCUCUGUCAUUCGGUUCGGAUUCGGAUAAAGUAUCGUUGAAGCAGACUUGCUGCCUCGAUAUAAUUAUACGAUUAUCAAGAAUCAUUAAGCGUACACUCGUACCGCAAAUCAAGCUUCAUAUUUUGCGCAGUAACCAUUUUUUCUCCAAGACAAAUGUGGAUCGAUUUUGUUAUUCACGAUUUCGGACUUGGAAUUUCAACCUCUUCGCGAAUAGGUGUCUCGAGGUUAUGGAACACACGUGAAUGAUAUUUUUGCCGUAAUUAUUGUAUGCGGAUUUUUAAUGACAGUUCGCAUUUAAUAACGGUCAUCAUUAUUCCUUCGAGCGAUUCAAUAAAAUUCAACCGACGACGUCGCGUGUGUUAUUGAAUACAAAAACGCUAUUGCGGUGUGGUGAAGCUAAACGUUAACAUCAGCUAUGCAAUUGAUAUAAAUACGCGCUAUACUUGUUAACGCGAUAUGAAGAGACAAAGAAGUCAAAGAAGACAAGUUCUGGAUAUAAAUGCCGAGCAGUCCGAUUCACCUCGCAGACGUUGGCAAAACAAAUAUGAAGAAAUUCCUACCGAGGAUUGUGGGCAAAACAAAGUACCUGGUAAUCCGCUCAGUAACCUUUUGGAACAAUACAACUCGGAUAGCGAGACCGAAGAUUCGAGAAACAAUGGGAAGAAACUCGAUGACAAAGUCAAUGAUUUUCUCAAGGAAAUACAACUGAUCGCUCCGGGAGUACCGCCGGUAGAAAAUUUAGAAAAAAAACUAAAUUCGGAGGAUGGAGAAAGCGAAAAAGCAACGAAUCGUUUUUCCGCAGAAGAAUCUUCUAUUCUAUGGCAGGAAUGCUUCGAUGAUUCCACAGGCUAUCCCUAUUAUUGGCAUGUUCGAACGAAUGAAGUAACGUGGGAGGUGCCGGAGGAAAUAAAAUUGUUGAAAGAAAGGAAUCAACAAGAUUCCCUAAAUCGUACUUCCUACAGUACUCAAUGGGUCAAUUUUUCUCAAAACACUUAUCCUCAACCACAAAUAAAUAUACCCGAAGGAAUGAUACCGAAGGAGGUUGUAGCUAGAAAUCGAAACAGACAAGUGAGUUAUUUGGCAAAUUCGCAACGAACGUUGAAAACUGAGCCCAAUACGUCGAAAGAUUCGCUGGGAAUGGACGAAGAGUCGGACGACGGGAAAAUCGAAAUGAUAACGUCGUUCCCGAGUGACGGAAGUGAAUCUGAGAUGAGCGAGAAUGAUUCGCCGACGAAAGAUCGAUACCGAGAAAACAAUCCGACACCCACUCAAUCUUGGAAGAGUCUCAUGUCAACGAAUAGGAAUACGGAGAAUAACGCGGGGAACGGAAAAAUAGGACCUGUCCUACCAGCCGGUAUAGUACCGUUGGUUCACGGGCCUGAAAAUUCCAGUAGAAACGACGGAGCUGGUGAAAAAAGGCCGACAAAAGAAGAGGAGGCUCGAAAGAGAAGAAAACGUGGAACGAGAGACGGCGGCGAAGAGCAAAAAACUUGGACAAUUCUCGAUACUGAAAUCUCGUACGAAAAUAAUAAACUGACCCCGCAUACCAAAGUAUCGAACAAUGCGGAAUCUUCGAUUUCUACCAAGAAAUUGAAAUUUUCUCUUGUUCCUGGUUACGCGGAUGAUUCAGACAUGGAGGAUGAAAUUACGCCAAAAGUAGAAACGAUACUCGAGCCUCUCUUUCCAAUCGGUGAUUUCUCCGAAAAGGCAGCAUCCACGAUAGUAACGCAAGACGGAACCGUUAAAAAAAUUGAAACUAAAUACACGGAUUCUGGAAGCGUGAAAAUAUUUCAAUAUCAUUGCACGGGUAAUGAUAAAGUCGACAAUAUCAAUGACGAGAGUAGACAUACGAAGGAAGAGCUUGGAUCCGAGUCGCGGAGAGCCGAUAAUGAUGAGGAGUGUUGUAGUACAACGGAGGAAACGAGAAUCGUUCGAAUUGAGGACGAACCCCUCCCGAAAGCCAAUAUAUUCUUCGAUAAUUUGGAAACGCCGUCAAAGGCUUUUCAGAGAAAGAGAAGAAUUGCAUUCGAUGUAAUACCGAGCAAGAGCAGCAGAAGCGUUGAAGCUGACAAUGUAAGUAAAACUGAGGUGACGGCGGCGGCGGCGGCGGCGGCGGCGGCGGCCAUGAUCGCUCCCGAAAUAGAGCCAGAAAAUGAAAUCGUAGAGGAGGAAAGUGAGGAUCGGGCAGAUCGAAAAACAAUAAUUUCGGCGACGGAAAAAUUCGAGGAACCGAGUGUCGCGAAAGUGGAACAGACCGGGGCAAAGGAAAAAACUGAUGACGAAAUGAAGGAGCUGAGAAGAACGACGGAGACGAUAAUGGAAAAAUUGAAAUUUUUAUCGGAAGGUGGUCAACCUGCUUCGGCCGUUCAAGUCAUGGCGAUUCAACUUCAAACUCUACUCGCGGCGUGGGAAGCUCGCGAGCUCCGUAACAAUUAUCUGGAAAAUUGGCUGACCGGCACGGGGCGUGAAUUGGAACGUCUGGAGGAAGCAGCUGCUCCACCGGGAUGGGAUUGUCAAUGGGAUAGGUCGCAUAAACGCUACUUCUAUCGAAACUCAAUGAGCGGCGAUGCUCAAUGGACUUAUCCGGAGGCUGAUGUUAUCGGUGGUACCGAAGAAAUGGAAUUGUGCACAACGCCACCACCUCAGGGACAGGAGGAGCCGUGUAUAAUAGAGUCAGAUCAAUCGGUCAAAGAUCAGCAAAUAACAUCAGCAGCAGCUUCAGUACCACCGAUGAGAAACAGCGAACUAUUGAAAGAGGAAUUAUUAGACGGUAACAAAAUGAAGGAACGAAACCAAGUCGCUGUGCCACCACCGCCGCCUCCUCAAAUUUCAAGUCCCAGUCCUCCACCUCCCCCGAGAAUAUACGCCGAAGAUAUGAGAAAAGGGAAAAGAAGAAGAGGCGGCUCUGGCUGUGGCUCUGGCUGUGGCUCUGGCUGUGGCUCUGGCACCGGCACCGGUAGUGUCCAAGAAACUAUUUCAGAAUCGAAGAAAGAAAAAUGCACUACCGAAAUCAAUGGAGCAUCGGAUGAAGCGGAAAAUGAAGAAAAAGAAAGUUUGGUGAAUCCACCGCUUCCACCUUCACCAAGGAAAUUGAGUAAACCACCGUUACCACCUCAUCCGCCAACCCCGGUACCAAACCCUCCGAAUAACGAGCCCUUGCCGCCCGGUGUCGAUCCACCGGACAUGCCAUUCGCGAUAGCCGCUCGUUCCAUCGAGUCAACCAUGUUGUAUACACCUGCAGCAGCCCCCCCACAAACAACCAAUCCAAUUUAUACAGCUACGAUCGGUGAUCCAACGAUUCUUGGUCAUCAUACCGCCGCCGCUCUCAUGCAGGGACAACUUAUGCAUUAUCCUACUUAUCAUCAACAUUUGCACAACCAAGCCUUAAUAGCCGCUGCAAAUAGAUUAACGGGCCAGGAAGCGGUACAAUUUAUGGUGGAUUAUGGUCAAGUGUAUACGAACACGCGGGUUAUUGCAAAACCACCGAUAAAGAGUCAUAAGGAAACUCUGGGUUUGGCAAUCGAUUCGUUUUACAAUGAUAUUGCAUCGAUGGAAAAAGCUAUCAGGAGCAGCAGUGAUCUUGAGACUGAUCAAAUCUUACCGAUUGAACCGAUUCCGUUAACGAUACCGCAGCAGCUGCAGCAAAUUCAACCUGCCUCCGAAAUCGACCAACAACCACCACCACCACCACCACCGCCACCGCCACCACCUAUCCUCACCGAUUCUGUUUUAAAGGAACGAAAAAAAAAGAAGACUAAACUGGGCAUAAGCAAGAAACAGAAGGAAGUCUCCACUAUGGUCGCAAAAUGGCAAAAGGCUCAACAUUACGAGGACAAUGAUUGACAUUCGUGCAUUCGCGCAUUUUAUAAUCAACGAUAGAAUGAAAAACACAAUUAUUCGCUCGCUAUAUUCUUUUACUCUCUUUUAAAAUAUUUGCCAAUGUAUGGACAAUGUCACCCUGUCACUCCGCGCUGAAACAUAUAUUCGAUGACAAAUAUUCAACAGUCACGUAAUUCGUACUGUGUAUUCGACGAGUACUCGAAAACCUUUGGUAAUAGUAAAGACAAAAAAAAAAAAAGUACGUUUCGUAAGUAUUCUUCAACCCCGUAACUGUUCAUCAUAACGCAUUUCCAUCAUUUAUUUUGAUAAAGAUUUUACCAUUUACAUGUAUUUAUCGGAUCUUAAAAAAUUACCUGCAAUACAGGAUGCGCGGAAUAAUAAUGGUUCGUAGUUUCAUCCACAUCCCACCAAAGUUUUCCCCAGUGUACAUGGAAUUAAAUAGAAUCACACGUUCGUUUUUGAGAUGGAACACACUUGAUUUGAAACUUUCAAUAAAUUUCCCAUUACCAAAGAA